AUUUAUUACUCUCGUAUUUUUACUGCUCAGUAGCGAGAAGCGGUUGUGGGAUUUUGUGCCUCAGAGUCAAAAUCGUCGGACCGGCCUUGAAUACUCUGCACUUUGACUUGGUGGGGGUACCAUUUGCUAUUCUGCCUCAUACACCAAAAUGAAAACUGUGCAGCGGAAAAAAGAGAGAGGCUAAAGUGGGUUUAUUGUGGGGAUGAAAACAUGCAUGCACUUGGGUCAUGAGUUCUCAGCACGUUUAGCACUGUAAACGUUGAUGUAUUUGCAGCAGCUGCUGCCAACCAAGGCAAGCGGUGGCCUGUGCACUUACCCAGCCCCAACACGGGGAUAUUUAAGCCAUUGGAAAGGGGAACCGUGGACACCCCCACCGCCUUCCCGGACUCCCAAGAACUCAUGCUGAGCCGUUUCCACCUCAGUAGCAAAGGCACCAUCCACUCGCUUCCUUCAUCUCCUUCCCUAGGAGAAAAACUCGCGGGUUGAAACUCGCAGACGCGCCAGGAGCAAAAAAGGGUUGCCCUUCUUUCUCGGCUUCUGAUGCCGUAAAACGUCGCAAAACAACAGAGCAGGGGGAUCUCUUUGCGGCUGGGAAUAAAACACCCAGGAAGCCGAGGUGAAAGCAUGGAAGAGCGAAGGCAGUAGAUUUAAAAAGCAACUGGCAGCGCACGUGUUUCAAAGCCCUCCAUCCUGGAACUGACUUCUGUUCCCUUCCUUGAAUUAAAUCAUAACAAUGCUUUACUUAAUUGGACUUGGACUUGGAGAUGCCAAAGAUAUUACAGUAAAGGGCCUGGAGAUAAUAAAACAGUGUAGCCGGGUGUACUUGGAAGCCUACACAUCAAUCCUCACUGUCGGAAAGGAAGCACUGGAGGAGUUCUAUGGCAAAGAAUUGAUUCUUGCCGACAGAGAAACAGUAGAACAAGAAGCAGAUGCAAUCCUGAUGGAUGCACAUCAAUGUGAUGUGGCUUUUCUUGUAGUUGGAGAUCCUUUUGGGGCAACUACGCACAGCGACCUUGUUCUCCGGGCAGUGAAGCUGGGGAUCCCCUACAGAGUCAUCCACAAUGCCUCCAUAUUGAACGCUGUCGGCUGCUGUGGUCUGCAGCUUUACAGUUUUGGAGAAACGGUUUCCAUUGUUUUCUGGACAGAUAUGUGGAAACCCGAGAGUUUUUUCGACAAAAUUGCAAAAAACAGAAGAAACGGGAUGCACACUCUCUGCUUACUUGACAUUAAGGUAAAAGAGCAAUCUCUGGAGAAUCUCUUGAAGGGGAAGAAGGUUUAUGAGCCACCACGAUAUAUGAGUGUGAACCAAGCAGCACAGCAGCUUCUCACUGUUGUUCAAAACAGGCGACUACAAGGGGAAGAGCCAGAAAUUACAGAAAACACAGUAUGUGUAGGCUUAGCAAGAGUGGGUGCAGUGGAUCAAAAGAUUGCUUCAGGUACUCUACAGGACAUGACUACAGUGGCAUUAGGUGAUCCUCUACACUCCAUGAUCAUAACUGGAACUUUGCAUCCAUUGGAAGUGGACAUGCUUAAACUCUUUGAAGUAGAUAAAUCCAUCUUUGAACACAUUGCUGAAUAAAGUCCUGUCUACGCUCAUGUUGUUAGCUAAAUCUUGCUUGAAGAUAAGCAGUACUGUGCAAAUUGGCCCCAAAAACAAGAUGCACAACAUUGGAAAAAGAAAAAUUUAUUGAUAAGAAAAUUGAUCCCAAAUAUUGUCUCAAACAUAUUAGCUGUUUAAAUAUUUAAUAGAGACUGUAUUCAAGUAGAAAAAAGAUGAAUUAAAAUGUCCAAUAUUGCACUUAGGGCAAGUCAGACUGGCUACUAACUUUUGUAUUCCAAGACCAAUUACAGUAUACACAAUUAUCUGUAGUCACAUAUUAGAAUUUACUAAAACAUUGAAGUCCUUAAACUGCACUGAUACAUCAUGCAUCUAGAAAUAGAAUAGGCUGAUUGAUAGCACAGUUCUGCUUUAUGUGCAAGUUAGGAAAUGAGGUUUCAGCAGUAUUUUCCCAGGGUUUCAGAGGGAAGCCAAUCCAAUCUAAAGCUAUGAGUUUAAAAUUUUGGCAAUAAAAUCACUGUGCCCAUCGGUCCUUCAUGACACACCUCUGGGAUAUGAAAUAUGCAAACACUGCUUCUGUUAAAAAGAUUUUACACAGAGAAUUGAUCCCAGACCAAAAUAAAAAUCUAUUCUGAUAAUAGACAGUGAAAAUAGGUAAAAUAUUCCCCAUCCACAGUUGAAUUUUUGACUGCCGGAGAGCUGCCGUGUGCUCUGUGCACUUUCAUGAGGUUCCAUGCCAGCAUUAUAGGACACCGCUCUUAUAGGGUAAAAUAGAAUUGUUAGAAGACUGAAGAUCUGAUCAGGGUAGGAAACAGCAGUUAGAAGGGGGGGGGGAACUUUGUAGGAUUAUUACAUUCUACACUUUUUGCAGCAAAAAUUCAACCAAAAGCAAUUUAGAAAAUGCAUUACAAGGUUAGCCAAGGUAAAGAACUUUAUCUGAACCUGGUUUCAUCCAAAUCAGAUCAGCCAUAUUUGAAAGAAAUAGCACUACAUUUUUUCUUCAAAAACGUAAUUGUUAAUUUUAUUUGCACCACAUCCCAGUUCUGGGAUAACCAACUAAUAGCAGCUUAACUGCCGAUCUCCGUUUCCUCACAUCUGUUCCAUAUCAUUCACACGGUAAAGUGCAGUAAGCAUCCAUUCUUCAGUGUUAACCAUUUCACGUAUUCUAAAGCCUAGACCACACAAUUAAACCAAUCUAUUACAUUUUCUAAUCAACACUUCCAGUAUUUAAUGUGAUCAGAAGCUUUCAUUUUUAGAAGUGACCUUAUACCAUAAAAGAUUCAGGAGUGUGAACACUACUGAGGCUAUUGCUACCAUCUGUAGCAACAUCUAUUCUAUGCAUUGGUGUAUACUGUAAAAUAUAACAUUACUAAAAAAAUUAGUGCACCAACAUCUGAACUUAAAGUAUAAAGGACGCUUUUUCUUCAUAUCAUACAGCUAAGGGCUUGGCUGACAAUAAGCUCCCACUAUAAUAAACCUCUUCCCCUAAUUGAAGACCUUACAUUAUAAUUAAAGGACAAGCAUGCUCAUUUGUUUAUUGAGUAAGCUCCCCACUGCUCUAGAAUCUAAGGUUGUGUAAAAGCAAUGCAUUAAUUUAACUUAUGCCGCCAAAGUUAGAUAAAAGCAAAUUUCAAAGCCCCAUGUUUGGCAAAGUAUGAUUUAGCAAGGCUUAGUAUUUGUCAUUUGGCUGAGAGAAGUCAGAAGUCAAUAAAGAGGAUUGCUUCCUUGGGUAAAGACCUUAAGCAAAUUAACACCGCUAAAAAAGUUAAGCAAUUUCCAGUCCCUCGUGUUCAGCAACACCCAGUUAUUUAGCCUGUGCCAAGCAAGAGACACAGAAACCUUCAUCUCAUAACAUAAGCAAAAUUCUGGCACAUGGACAGUACACAUGAAAAGGGUCCAAUUCUUUCUUACCUUUAAGUAGCGGCUAUAACUAUAUAAAAACCAUUUUGCUGAAAUGUAUUCAAACUCAAUGGCACUUCACAUUAAUCAACACAGAGGUAAAUAGUAUUUCUGUAGAAAAAAUGAGUUUACUAUAAUGUGUAAAAAAACGGCUUAAGCAUUUUCCACAGUGUAUGCACCACCUGGGCAAUUACUCAGACUGCACUUCUCACAAUAUUGGAAUCACCAUGUGGAAAAUCACAACACAGAAAGCAGCAUUUGUGUGUUUAGGGAAAGGCAUGCAGUCUAGCUAUUACUGUGUAAAUGUAAUGGGCCACGAUUUAUCUUUAGGCCUUGAAUUAAAGAUCGUGUCAGACACUUGCAUUUCUAAAUCAUCAGUAAGCAAAAAAAGCACAGAGUAGAAAUUAAAACAACAGGUAAUAGAUUACAUAACAGAAACAGAGUUAAAAAUAAAUUUACAGGGGAGCUUAUUCCUAUAAAAACAGAAGUUCCACACCACAGGCUUUUUAAAGAGAAACUCUAUAAUGUAAUAAUACAAUUCCAUCUUGGGUGUUUCUGAUGCCUAAUACAACUUCAUUAAAAAGCAAUGAAUAAAUCUCCCUCUAGAAAAAGCUAAGCCAAUUGUAUAUUUCAC
Molecule: messenger RNA, 4091 nt
Organism: Rhineura floridana
Lineage: Eukaryota; Metazoa; Chordata; Lepidosauria; Squamata; Rhineuridae
Gene: DPH5
Product: diphthamide biosynthesis 5
Exons: 8
Coding region: 734-1579 (281 amino acids)
Biological process (GO): protein histidyl modification to diphthamide
Molecular function (GO): diphthine synthase activity
Source: RefSeq, a predicted model, not a curated record